Molecule: messenger RNA, 2131 nt
Organism: Juglans regia (Persian walnut)
Lineage: Eukaryota; Viridiplantae; Streptophyta; Magnoliopsida; Fagales; Juglandaceae
Product: xyloglucan 6-xylosyltransferase 2-like
Exons: 2
Coding region: 254-1615 (453 amino acids)
Biological process (GO): xyloglucan biosynthetic process
Cellular component (GO): trans-Golgi network; membrane; endosome
Molecular function (GO): UDP-xylosyltransferase activity; hexosyltransferase activity; xyloglucan 6-xylosyltransferase activity
Source: RefSeq, a predicted model, not a curated record
CAGGCAACAUUCAAGAGAAAAACAAAUAAAACAGAACAGUGGAGACAAAGGUGUCGGAACAUACUCGGUAUUUCUUCUCUCUUCGUCCUUCCUGUGCCUUUCUUGCUUCUUCAGUUCCACCGACGUCUAAUUCCCAAAACAACACCCUUUACUUUCUCCCUAUUUACUGUCUCUGCCCAUCAAUCAAGGGCUCCUUUCGAAUUGGAACUUUCGUCUGAAUCGGUCGCCUCGCCAGCCGUUCAAUAGUAGGAAAAUGCUGGUGCGGUGCCUGGGGGCCCGCCGAGUCCGCCAGAUCCAGCGCGCGAUUCGACACAGCACCGUCACAUUCCUCUGCCUCUUCCUCACAGUCGUCGUCCUACGCGGCACCAUCGGCGCCGGCAAGUUUGGCACACCCGGGCAGGACUUCGAGGAGAUCCGCGACCACCUCUACUCUCGUGGCCGGCGCGUCGAGCCCCACCGAGUCCUCGAGGAGGUCCAGCCAGACUCCGAGUCCGACCAGUCCAACAACUAUGCCACCUUCGAUAUUUCGAAAAUCCUCGUCGACGACGAACCCGAGGAUCAAAAGCCCGACCCGAACAAGCCAUACAGUCUCGGCCCGAAGAUCUCGGACUGGGACCAACAGAGAGCCGAGUGGCUGAGAAACAACCCGGAUUUCCCGAGCUUCAUCAGACCCAAUAAGCCCAGGGUGCUCCUGGUCACCGGGUCCUCUCCGAAACCUUGCGAAAACCCAGUCGGUGACCAUUACCUAUUGAAGUCCAUUAAGAACAAAAUCGAUUACUGCAGGCUGCACGGGAUAGAGGUUUUCUACAACAUGGCCCUUCUCGACGCCGAGAUGGCCGGUUUCUGGGCGAAACUUCCACUGAUUCGGAAACUCCUGCUGUCGCACCCCGAAAUCGAGUUCCUCUGGUGGAUGGACAGUGACGCAAUGUUCACCGACAUGGCGUUCGAGGUCCCCUGGGAUCGCUACAAAGACCACAACUUCGUUAUGCACGGUUGGAACGAGAUGGUAUACGACGACAAGAACUGGAUCGGUCUGAACACUGGUAGCUUUCUGUUAAGGAAUUGCCAGUGGUCGUUGGACAUUCUUGAUGCGUGGGCUCCAAUGGGACCCAAGGGAAAAAUCCGAGACGACGCAGGGAAGAUACUGACCAGAGAGCUCAAAGGUAGGCCGGUUUUCGAGGCCGACGAUCAGUCCGCAAUGGUGUAUUUGUUGAUGAAGGAGAGGAAUAAAUGGGGAGAUAAAGUGUAUCUAGAAAGCGCGUAUUAUCUCCACGGUUAUUGGGGGAUUCUGGUCGAUAGGUACGAGGAGAUGAUAGAGAACUACCAUCCGGGACUCGGCGACCACCGGUGGCCGCUGGUCACCCAUUUCGUGGGUUGCAAGCCCUGUGGGAAGUUUGGCGACUAUCCGGUGGAGAGGUGCUUGAGGCAGAUGGACCGGGCGUACAACUUCGGGGACAAUCAGAUUCUGCAGAUUUAUGGGUUCACGCACAAGUCCCUUGCUAGUAGGAGAGUGAAGAGAGUGAGGAACGAGACCAGCAAUCCGCUUGAAGUGAAGGACGAGCUGGGGUUACUUCACCCUGCAUUCAAGGCUGUCAAGAAAAUGACUGGAAUUUGAGAAAUGGCAUGAAGACUCAGAAAGAAGCAUGAAGUUUGAGAAAUGGCAGAAAGAUGGUUAAAGACGCUGGGGAUGUCAAACAUGGAAUACCAUUCAAAGUUUGAGGUUGGACAUGGAAGACAGGGCUGUAUCUGCGCACCUGGGUGUAUGUGAAUUUACAGUGUCUCUUGCAACUACAAUUCUUGUGAAACUUAGGAAUGAAUAUGCAGGUGAAUAGAGCAGUGAGAGUGGAAUGUUUUGGCCAUGAAGGGGCAAAUUGUGACGAGGAAAGGGAUGCUGUGCAGGGAACAAUGGGAAUGAAUUACAGUUAAGUGAAGGAAUAGUGCAUGCAGUUUGACUGGGGGGAUCUUUUCUUGAGUUGGGUAACUGGAAAUUGAUGAGAACGAAAUUGGAGAAUGGUCUGUGCUCAAUGUUAAUACGAGGGGUUCCUUUGUUUAGUGGAAGGAACUAUGGUAGUGACUUUGAAAAUCUUUUUUUACGUGACAUCAAAUGAUUAAUAGAUGAGUUAUUUUAUUA